Sordaria macrospora k-hell is the source of this 2865-nucleotide messenger RNA. The record is from RefSeq and is a predicted model, not a curated record. NCBI's taxonomy places the organism in Eukaryota, Fungi, Ascomycota, Sordariomycetes, Sordariales, Sordariaceae.
AUGUCGAAUAGUAUCAAGGUCGUGGCUCGGUUUCGGCCCCAGAACAGGGUCGAAAUCGAGUCGGGCGGCCAGCCCAUCGUCUCCUUCCAGGGCCCGGAUACCUGUACAGUCGAUUCGAAAGAAGCGCAGGGUUCCUUUACCUUUGAUCGGGUGUUUGACAUGUCAUGCAAGCAAUCCGACAUCUUCGAUUUCUCGAUCAAGCCUACCGUCGACGAUAUUCUCAAUGGCUACAACGGUACCGUCUUCGCGUACGGUCAGACCGGUGCUGGUAAAUCUUAUACCAUGAUGGGUACCAGUAUAGACGACCCUGAUGGCAGAGGUGUUAUUCCAAGAAUCGUCGAGCAGAUCUUUACCAGCAUCUUGUCCAGCGCAGCAAACAUCGAGUAUACCGUCCGGGUCAGCUAUAUGGAAAUUUACAUGGAGCGAAUCCGUGAUCUUUUGGCGCCUCAGAACGACAACCUGCCAGUUCACGAAGAAAAGAACCGCGGCGUCUACGUCAAGGGUCUGCUUGAGAUCUACGUCUCAAGCGUCCAGGAAGUAUACGAAGUCAUGCGAAGGGGUGGCAACGCAAGAGCUGUGGCUUCGACCAACAUGAACCAGGAGUCGUCGCGCUCGCAUUCCAUCUUCGUUAUCACCAUCACCCAGAAGAACGUGGAGACGGGCUCGGCCAAGAGCGGUCAGCUUUUCUUGGUCGAUCUGGCUGGUUCCGAAAAGGUCGGCAAGACGGGCGCCAGUGGUCAGACGCUGGAGGAAGCAAAGAAGAUUAACAAGAGUUUGAGUGCUCUUGGUAUGGUCAUCAAUGCCCUGACAGACGGCAAAUCUUCGCACGUCCCUUACCGAGACUCGAAGCUCACCCGUAUUCUCCAAGAAUCGUUGGGUGGUAACAGUCGAACGACACUCAUUAUCAACUGUUCGCCCAGUAGUUACAACGAUGCCGAAACACUAAGUACGCUACGUUUCGGUAUGAGAGCAAAGUCGAUCAAGAACAAAGCGAAAGUCAACGCCGAACUCAGCCCGGCCGAGCUCAAGCAGAUGCUUGCCAAGGCCAAGACCCAGAUCACGUCCUUCGAGAACUACAUCGUCAACCUGGAAAGCGAAGUGCAAGUAUGGCGUGGUGGCGAGACUGUACCCAAAGAGAAAUGGGUACCACCCUUGGAACUUGCGAUUGUCCCUUCAAAGUCAGCCGCGACAACAGCCCGUCCUUCGACACCAUCACGGUUACUGCCUGAGAACCGGGCUGAGACCCCUGCUAUUUCAGACCGAGCGGGAACUCCCAGCUUACCCUUGGAUAAGGAUGAGCGGGAAGAGUUCUUGCGCCGCGAGAACGAGCUCCAAGACCAGAUCGCGGAGAAGGAAAGUAUCGCGGCGGCUGCUGAGAGGCAACUACGGGAAACAAAGGAAGAGCUUGUCGCUCUCAAGGACCACGACAGCAAGCUUGGAAAGGAGAAUGAGAGGUUGAUCAGCGAAUCCAACGAGUUCAAGAUGCAACUGGAGAGGCUGGCCUUCGAGAACAAGGAGGCCCAAAUCACCAUUGACGGCCUCAAGGAUGCUAACUCGGAACUCACGGCUGAGCUUGACGAGGUCAAGCAACAGAUGCUCGAUAUGAAGAUGAGCGCCAAGGAGACGAGCGCUGUGCUGGACGAGAAGGAGAAGAAGAAGGCGGAGAAGAUGGCCAAGAUGAUGGCUGGCUUUGACCUUUCUGGCGACGUUUUCAGCGACAAUGAGCGGGCAGUUGCUGAUGCGAUUGCGCAAAUAGAUGCGCUCUUCGAGAUCAGCUCUGCUGGUGAUGCCAUUCCUCCUGAGGAUCUCAAGGCACUCAGGGAGAAGCUCGUGGAGACCCAGGGCUUUGUGCGCCAAGCUGAGUUGUCCAGCUUCAGCGCUGCCUCGAGCGAUGCGGAGGCUCGUAAGCGGGUUGAGCUUGAGGCUCGUCUCGAGGCUCUUCAGCAAGAGCACGAGGACCUCUUGUCUCGCAACCUCACUGAGGCUGAUAAGGAAGAGGUGAAGGCCCUUCUUGCCAAGUCGCUCUCGGACAAGUCGGCUGUCCAGAUUGAGCUUGUCGAGCAGCUCAAGGCUGAUAUCAACCUGAAGAACUCUGAGACGGAGCACCUCAAGGCUUUGGUCGACGAUCUUCAGCGCCGCGUCAAGGCCGGUGGUGCCGGAGUUGCCAUGGCCAAUGGCAAGACUGUCCAGCAGCAGCUGGCCGAGUUCGACGUCAUGAAGAAGAGCUUGAUGCGUGAUCUGCAGAACCGCUGCGAGCGCGUGGUCGAGCUAGAGAUCUCCCUUGACGAGACGCGCGAGCAGUAUAACAACGUGCUCCGCAGCAGCAACAACCGCGCCCAGCAGAAGAAGAUGGCUUUCCUCGAGCGCAACCUCGAGCAGCUGACGCAAGUUCAGCGCCAGCUUGUGGAGCAGAACUCCGCCCUCAAGAAGGAGGUGGCGAUUGCCGAGCGCAAGUUGAUGGCGAGAAAUGAGCGGAUUCAGAGCCUCGAGAGCCUGCUCCAGGAGAGCCAGGAAAAGAUGGCCCAGGCGAAUCACAAGUAUGUGUUUACCCCUUUGUUGUUGCUUCAUGCCCUCAUUAUCAUCAGUAUCAGCGCUAACCUUCCGUCUUCCUAUUGCACCAGGUUCGAAGUGCAGCUCGCUGCCGUCAAGGACCGGCUGGAGGCCGCCAAGGCCGGCAGCACGCGCGGACUCGGCACCGAUGCCGGCCUCGGCGGGUUCAGCAUCGGCAGCAGGAUCGCUAAGCCGCUCCGCGGUGGCGGCGACGCCAUCGCCGGUGGUGCCACGGCUACGAACCCCACCAUUGCCACUCUGCAGCAAAACCCGCCCGAGAAUAAGAGAUCGAGUUGGUUCUUCCAGAAGUCGUAA